GCUGUGUUUGAUCAUAAACCACUUACAACUCCAGGCUCAGUGGAAGAGGAAACUUUAGCGUGAAGUGCAGCAUCGGUUUGUCUCUGCUUUUUUUCCCCUUCUCUUCCCCUUUCGCUGAAGACUUAGCAGCACUCUGUGUUCUUGCAGUGAAUUUGUGUGAAGCUCAUGAAAUAGUUCCCAGUACAUUUAACUCCUAUGGGAGAUGCCCUCAAAGCUAGCUGGGAAAAAGGGCAAAAUAAAACGAAAGGCAGAGCUGAAUCAUAGAUUUCACGUGGACUUGGGCAAUUUUAGUAUUGAAGAGAUCAUUACGGUCUGUCUGCAUUCUCUGCGAUCGUGCUCUCUGCAGUGUUAAUGAGUCUCUUGCAGGAAUGGAUUGUUUGUGAAAUGAAAACCGAUUAGGCUGUUUUAGGAGCCCUUGCAUCAUUAAUUUAGGCUGUAUAAUUGUUGACUGAAAAUGGCUGUCUAGAGCAAAAUGUGCAAGACAGAAAAAUCUUGGAGGAGAAUGGAGUGUUGAAUCCAUUGAGCAAAGGUUGGAAACAUUAAAAUCUGUAGAAAGAACCAAACCUUGAAAACUCUAAUCAUGAAUUCUGGAGUUGCUAUGAAAUAUGGAAAUGACUCCUCUGCGGAGCUGAGUGAGCUCCAUUUAGCAGCCCUGGCAUCACUAAAAGGAGACAUAGUGGAGCUUAAUAAACGACUGCAACAAACAGAAAGGGAACGGGACCUGCUGGAAAAGAAAUUGGCAAAGGCACAGUGUGAGCAGUCUCAUCUCAUGAGAGAGCACGAAGAUGUACAAGAACGAACGACGCUGCGCUAUGAAGAACGAAUCACGGAGCUUCACAGCAUUAUUGCAGAGUUAAAUAAGAAGAUUGAUCGACUACAAGGAACAACAAUAAGGGAAGAAGAUGAGUAUUCAGAACUGCGAUCAGAGCUCAGCCACAGCCAGCAUGAGGUCAAUGAUGAUUCACGCAGCAUGGACCAGGAUCAGACUUCUGUCUCAGUACCAGAGAACCAGUCCACCAUGGUUACUGCUGACAUGGAUAACUGCAGUGACUUGAACUCAGAACUGCAGAGAGUGCUGACAGGACUGGAGAAUGUAGUCUGUGGGCGGAAGAAGAGCAGUUGUAGUUUGUCUGUAGCAGAAGUGGACAGACACAUUGAACAGCUCACCACUGCCAGCGAACAUUGCGACCUAGCUAUUAAGACAGUAGAGGAAAUAGAAGGUGUACUAGGACGGGACCUUUACCCAAAUUUCUCUGAAGAAAGAUCUCGAUGGGAAAAGGAGCUGGCUGGCUUGAGGGAAGAGAAUGAGAGCCUCACUGCCAUGCUGUGCAGCAAAGAGGAGGAGCUGAACAGGACCAAGGCUACCAUGAAUGCUAUCCGGGAAGAAAGGGACAGAUUACGCAGAAGGGUUCGGGAACUGCAAACACGAUUACAGAGUGUUCAAGCAACAGGGCCAUCCAGCCCAGGACGCCUUACUUCUACAAACCGACCCGUUAACCCCAGUACAGGGGAGCUGAGCACAAGCAGCAGCAGCAAUGACAUUCCGAUUGCCAAGAUUGCUGAACGAGUGAAGUUGUCAAAGACAAGAUCCGAAUCUUCUUCAUCUGACCGACCAGUCCUAGGAUCAGAAAUCAGCAGUAUAGGCGUGUCUAGCAGUGUGGCUGAACACUUGGCCCAUUCUCUUCAAGACUGCUCCAACAUCCAAGAAAUCUUCCAGACACUCUAUUCACAUGGAUCUGCUAUCUCUGAAAGUAAAAUCCGAGAGUUUGAAGUGGAAACUGAGAGGUUAAAUAGCCGUAUCGAGCACUUAAAAUCCCAGAAUGAUCUGUUGACAAUCACUCUGGAGGAGUGCAAGAGCAAUGCUGAGAGGAUGAGCAUGCUGGUUGGAAAAUAUGAAUCGAACACCACAGCACUCCGCCUGGCAUUGCAAUACAGUGAGCAGUGCAUAGAAGCAUAUGAGCUGCUACUUGCUUUGGCUGAAAGUGAACAGAGUCUUAUUCUUGGACAGUUCCGAGCUGCAGGUGUUGCGUCUGUCGGGGACCAAACAGGUGAUGAAAACAUUACCCAAAUGCUCAAGAGAGCGCACGACUGCAGGAAGACAGCUGAGAAUGCAGCAAAAGCCCUGCUGAUGAAAUUAGAUGGGAGCUGUGGGGGAGCCUAUGCAAUCACAGGCUGUAGCGUACAGCCAUGGGAGAGCCUGUCAUCCAACAGCCACACCAGUACUACCAGCUCAACUGCAAGUAGCUGUGAUACAGAGUUUACAAAAGAGGAUGAGCAGCGGUUGAAAGAUUACAUCCAGCAACUGAAGAAUGAUAGGGCAGCGGUCAAACUCACCAUGUUGGAACUGGAGAGCAUUCACAUUGAUCCACUCAGUUAUGAUGUCAAACCUCGUGGAGACAGUCAGAGGCUUGAUCUGGAAAAUGCUGUAUUGAUGCAGGAACUCAUGGCUAUGAAGGAGGAGAUGGCUGAGCUAAAGGCACAACUGUACCUUCUAGAGAAAGAAAAGAAAGCGCUUGAAUUGAAACUAAGUACCCGAGAAGCCCAAGAACAGGCCUACCUGGUCCACAUCGAGCACCUUAAGUCUGAGGUGGAAGAGCAAAAAGAACAGAGAAUGAGAUCUCUCAGCUCCACCAGCAGUAGCAGCAAAGACAAAAUGGGCAAGGAAUGCACUGAUGGGACCACAGCGCCGUUAACACUAGCUGAGCUGAGACCAUACAACGAGAGUGAACUGGCUGCAGAGCUAACAAAUGCACUCAGGCGAGAGAAGAAACUGAAAGCCAGAGUGCAGGAGUUAGUGAGUGCCUUAGAGAGGCUCACGAAGAGCAGCGAAAUCCGACAUCAGCAGUCUGCGGAGUUUGUGAAUGACCUGAAAAGGGCAAACAGUAACCUGGUGGCAGCCUAUGAGAAAGCAAAGAAGAAGCAUCAAAACAAACUGAAGAAACUGGAGUCACAAAUGAUGGCCAUGGUUGAAAGGCAUGAGACGCAAGUGAGGAUGCUCAAACAAAGAAUAGCUCUGCUGGAGGAAGAGAACUCAAGACCUCAUACCAAUGAAACUUCACUUUAAAUAUCUCAUCUAUCUAUACAUAUAUAGAGAGAUAUAUAUAUAUAGUAUAUAUAGAUAAAAGACAAUUAGUGCCAUUAAAAACCUGUUUUGUUUUGAGGCUGAUUUUGGGUAGUGAACACUUAAGGAUAUGGGACAUAACAUAGACAUAGAUCAGCACCUCAUCUUGGACUGUGGCUCUCAACUCAAAUCAAGAGGGAUGGAGAGACUAUUCUCAGCCUAAGCCAAGGAUAGUUUUUUGAUGAUUCCGUGCUAAUGGACCAUGCCUAAAGGUAAAAUUUCUCUUCAUACCAAGGUUACGUACACAGUGUAUGUAAGGUCUCUGCCCAUGCAGAAUUUUGUAGUAUGUGGGACACCUGGAUCCCUUUGCAUUCCAUCACUGCAGAUGUAGUGCUAAGAGAAAUAACAUGUUACAAACUUUUUCUGGUUUGAACCCAUAAAGAUUUUGAUAGUUCUCCAGCCACCUCCCCCAUUCCUCCUUCGACCUCCUGUCUUAAAAUCUGGAGGAAAGACCUGCUGUUGCUGUUAACAUCUGCUCUACGAGUGGGGAAGAUGUAAAAUGAAAGUCUAGUUUGUCUUUUGCACCAAACUCACAGUUAUCCACAGUGCACACAGUUCAGCACAUCAAGGCGGACAAGUCUUGUUAAUUUGAAGAAGUUUUACGCAGACAGCAUUCCUUCCCCAGAAUGAGAAAGGUGGUAUUGCAUACUUGUGGUGGUGAUGCAUUUCUUGUGACCUUAAAGGCUAUGGGUAUGUAACUACAUGUUUUUCACAGUGCCGGACAGUCUGUGCCAAGAGUAGGUAAGAAGUUGUAGAACAGCUUUUGUCCUUCACAUCGUAUGGUGGCUCUGACAGUUCAUGAAAGCAUUGGAUUUCCAGUAAUAAUAUAUUUACAGCUAAGGUCGUUGUCUACAAGAUGGGCCACCUUUGUCACGUGCAUAAUGUUCGAUUGUGUCUUUGCGUGUUCAAGAUGUGGAAAGUCCCUCUGCACUUGUUUUGACCAAAAAGGUACCUGUUUGCAACAAUGUACCUGUUCAGUAUUGUAUGCAUGUGUAUGUGUAUAUGUGGGCAUACAUAUAGACACAGUCACACAUGACACAAUGUGAACAGAAUGGCUGUGUAGCUCACGCAACUUCUACUCGCAUUGUCCUAGCACAGCUUUCUGGGGCUCAUAAACUAUAUGAGAUAUUUUUAAUUAGUUACUGUUAGUGUGUCUGAAGUUCUUUGUUCAAGUUGGUUGGUUUUUCAUGUCAUACUAAUGUAUUGUAAGCUGGAACAGGAUAAAAACCUGCAUUAAUAGAGGCAGGCUGAGGCAUAGAGAUUGGGUUGCUAUCUCUAGGUAGUGGGGAGAGGUGGGCUCAGGUGCAGCACAUAGCCAGUGCCUGGAUGACUUGUUUAUAGGCAUUUUUUCACCAUUGCUGAGAUUGAGCAGAUAACAACACAGUAGCAAUUUUAACAGGGUGUCAGCCUUAAGUCAGUUAGCUUUGCACUGUUCAUUAUUGUAACUACAUUCCCUUGUAGGUUAUGUGUUCUUCAAGCCUGAGAUACUUUCCUUGGCAUCGACAUUCAGAAGUCAUCUGGGAUUUGUUUCAGGUUUCCUAUGCAUGGUUACACGGAUAUGGAUUGUUCUCUAAAGGCUGUGGCCAUGGUUCUGUAAGCCCGAUAACCCUCCAUUAGCACAGGGCUUUGGCAUUUGGGCUGGAAUCAGGCCUUGCUACAUCUAGACAUUAAUCAACAUUUUGUGGGUAUUUGCUGUCCAUUCCCCUCCCCACACAGACUCAGAUGGGAUUUUAAACCCUAAUGGUUCUUAGUUCUGACUUCCAGCUAUCCUUCAUGCUGGCACCUGCUGUUUUCUUCCGUGAACUAGAUGUUGAUAAUCUGAUCUUCAGACAACAAAAGACCACUUUGUAAUUGACUGCACCAGUGCAAAUCAAAAAAAGAUUUUAUAACUUCCAGAUGAAGGGUCCCUAUUGCUGUUACCACCCACCUGGACUGGGCUAACCCUUCUUCAUGGCAGAGCUAUGCGAUUCCCACCUGCACUGAGGUUAUUAAAUCACAAUGCAAAUGCAGCUUUUUGCAGCCCCCGCCCCAUCAUUUAAGCAGUAGUCACAUUGAUUUCCUGGUGUUUUGAAUGCAUCUCUGUCUAUAGAAUAGUUUUGCUGAGAUGAAUCUAUUCUCCCUUAUAGCAAAAAAAGCUGCAACCAGUUUGCUUGGAGGCAUAUGUUUUUACAAGAUCUGUCCAGAAAAGUUUCUUGGUCCUGCAAUAGAAUGUUUUUCCUUUAUUCCAGAUGCCAGGGUUCUUGGCAUGUUUGCCAGAGAAGGUUUGAUAAAAAUACGCUCUUACAGAGGCAUGCUUUUCUACCUUGUUUCAAAGCAGUUUCUGUAUUUUUUGGAUCCAGCACUGUUCUUGAGUUUUGUCAUAGCCUUUACUGGAAACAAAAUCAGACUGCACGUUUUGGAACUUUCCUGGGAAAAGGUCUUUCCAGGUGAAAAACUGUGAAUAUAAUCCCACGUUAAUGAUGCACUGAGAAGAGCAGACUCUAAACAUUCUGUUGUCACGAAUCUGAAAUGACCAUUGAACUUUAGAGGGAGUCAAAGUGAGGUCAUUCCAAAUAAAAAGUGUUUCACUAAAAUCCACGUAGGGCAACUAGAAAAGGUUACAGCAGCACACUUUUUCCUCACUCCAUUUUUUCGCUUGCUGAUUGCUGCCAGGGAUAUUUUAGUCCCCAGCCAAAAAGGUAGAAUUGCUGAUUUUACAUUAUAUAUACUGUGUAAACUGUCUGAAUUCAAAUGUACCUGCAGGAGCCCAAAUGAAGGAAGCCUGAAAUAACCCUAAACCCUGUGGGGCAGAUUUUCAGAAACAGGUGACUCUAUGCAAUCCUGUACAAGACCCCAAACACAUUAAGUGCAGUGUACACAAAAUGAUGCAAAUUUACAUGCUUUUGCAUGCACAUGCACAGGCACAGGAACUUGUAUGUUGUGCAUAUGCACUUCUCUAGUUUAGGAAAAUGCAGCCAGUGAAGAGUAAGUUUGAGCAGACACUAUAGGUCUAAUCUGGGAACCCUUUAGUCUAAAACAUGCUUUUGAAGAUCAGCUGAUGUCUUGGCUGGUCCCCUCCCAAUCCCAUUAAAGUGAGGUGUGCGCUAAUCUAGUUCGCACAGGUUCAAAACCUUUCCACUGUGGUAAGGUCAUCAGUCCCUUUUACUGUGCUUAUCACUACUAUACUUAAGACCCUGAGAACUGCUGCAUGAUGAAGAAGGUAAAGUUAUACCCAUGUGGAGAGUUGAUGAGUCCAAAUCACUAGUUUGUACCAAGGGGAAAGCCUACAUUAGCUUUAAGUGGAGGUUUUGAAAGAGUAAAUGCAGUAGAAUCCUCCUGCUUAUGAC
This is a messenger RNA of Gavialis gangeticus (Gharial), 6447 nucleotides long. It is a transcript of the gene MCC, whose product is annotated as mutated in colorectal cancers. Gene Ontology annotation, biological process: negative regulation of canonical Wnt signaling pathway. The transcript is spliced from 18 exons. Gene Ontology annotation, molecular function: calcium ion binding. The coding region runs from base 581 to 3064 and encodes 827 amino acids. The record is from RefSeq and is a predicted model, not a curated record. Gene Ontology annotation, cellular component: cytoplasm. NCBI's taxonomy places the organism in Eukaryota, Metazoa, Chordata, Crocodylia, Gavialidae.